Molecule: messenger RNA, 18097 nt
Organism: Pelobates cultripes (western spadefoot toad)
Lineage: Eukaryota; Metazoa; Chordata; Amphibia; Anura; Pelobatidae
Source: the annotation of a GenBank genome assembly
GUCAAGUAGAAAAAGCUGCCCAGUCUUUCUAACCAUUGGCACGAAUACUAUUCCAUUAGAAGAGGAGGAAAUGUUUGUAAUGUUUGUAAUGUGUGUAUUGAAUGAUAAAGAUGGGAUAAAGUCCUAUCCCUGGAGUCUGGUGGGAGAGGGAAGUAGGCCCCAGCUUUGCACCCGGCCAACUCUCGAUGGACCUUCCCCAAACUCAGCCCACAAACCCUGACCCCUGUCCCUGCCAGACACCCCAACACCCGCCCCGCUCCUCCCCCGGAUCCCGCCCCAUCCCCGGGCAGGCCGUGCUGCAGGCAGGGCAGGAUGGAGGAGGACCGCUUCGUUGGGGCGUUCGGUAACCUGAGUCUACAUGGUCCGCCCAGAUCGGGGUACAGACGGCGCCCCAAUAACAGACCCCCCGCACCCCAACAUCAAGCCCCCCCUCCUCCCCGCCAUUCCAGGUUCAACAAACACAUCUACCUCCUGCGGGGGCUCCCCGGCUCCGGCAAGACCAGCCUGGCCAGGUACCACACCGGAGGGCAGCUAUACCCAGUAUUAGACCAGCCUGGUCAGAUACCACACCGGGGGGCAGAUAUACCCAGUAUUAGACCAGCCUGGCCAGGUACCACACCGGGGGGCAGAUAUACCCAGUAUUAGACCAGCCUGGCCAGGUACCACACCAGGGGGCAGAUAUACCCAGUAUUAGACCAGCCUGGCCAGGUACCACACCGGGGGCAGAUAUACCCAGUAUUAGACCAGCCUGGGGGCAGAUAUACCCAGUAUUAGACCAGCCUGGCCAGGUACCACACCGGGGGGCAGAUAUACCCAGUAUUAGACCAGCCUGGCCAGGUACCACACACCGGGGGGCAGAUAUACCCAGUAUUAGACCAGCCUAGCCAGGUACCACACCGGGGGGCAGAUAUACCCAGUAUUAGACCAGCCUGGCCAGGUACCACACCAGGGGGCAGAUAUACCCAGUAUUAGACCAGCCUAGCCAGGUACCACACCGGGGGCAGAUAUACCCAGUAUUAGACCAGCCUGGGGGCAGAUAUACCCAGUAUUAGACCAGCCUGGCCAGGUACCACACCGGGGGGCAGAUAUACCCAGUAUUAGACCAGCCUGGCCAGGUACCACACCGGGGGGUGGCAGAUAUACCCAGUAUUAUACCAGCCUGGCCAGGUACCACACCGGGGGGCAGAUAUACCCAGUAUUAUACCAGCCUGGCCAGGUACCACACGGGGGGGCAGAUAUACCCAGUAUUAGACCACCCUGGCCAGGUACCACACCGGGGGGAGGGCAGAUAUACCCAGUAUCAGACCAGCCUGGCCAGGUACCACACCGGGGGCAGCUAUACCCAGUAUUAGACCAGCCUGGCCAGGUACCACACCGGAGGGCAGAUAUACCCAGUAUUAGACCAGCCUGGCCAGGUACCACACCGGGGGGCAGAUAUACCCAGUAUUAGACCAGCUUGGCCAGGUACCACACCGGGGGGCAGAUAUACCCAGUAUUAUAUCAGCCUGGCCAGGUACCACACGGGGGGGCAGAUAUACCCAGUAUUAGACCAGCCUGGCCAGGUACCACACCGGGGGGCAGAUAUACCCAGUAUUAGACCAGCCUGGCCAGGUACCACACGGGGGAGUGGAGGGGGGGGCAGAUAUACCCAGUAUUAGACCAGCCUGGCCAGGUACCACACCGGGGUGGGGCAGAUAUACCCAGUAUUAGACCAGCCUGACCAGGUACCUCACCUGGGGGCAGAUAUACCCAGUAUUAGACCAGCCUGGCCAGGUACCACACCGGGGGGCAGAUAUACCCAGUAUUAGACCAGCCUGGCCAGGUACCACACACCUGGGGGCAGAUAUACCCAGUAUUAGACCAGCCUGGCCAGGUACCACACCGGCGGGCAGAUAUACCCAGUAUUAGACCAGUGUGGCCAGGUUCCACACACCUGGGGUCAAAUAUACCCAGUAAUAGACCAGCUUGGCCAGGUACCACACCGGGGGCAGAUAUACCCAGUAUUGGGCUGGUCUUGCCGCAGUAUUAAACCAGCCUGGUCAGGUACCACACUGGAGGGCAGCUAUACCCAGUAUUAGACCAGCCUGGCUAGGUACCACACUGGAGGGGAUGAUAUAUCCAAUAUUAGAUCAGCAGAUAUUGCACCAGGGGGCAGUCAUACCCUGUAUAUACAUUCCAAAUUCUGCUGGGGAAUACAUAUAUUUUGCGGGUGUUUUUUACAUUUUAAAGUGGAGGGGGUGCCAAAUGUAGGAUCCGCCCCGGAUGCCAAAAGCUCUAGGUACGCCCUGGUAGUCCACUACAGCUUGACGUCCAGAGGGUGUUAGUUUUCUCCAUACAGAGGCUGAGAGUGUGUGCGGGAAACUCUCCUCCUCCUUUUCGCCGUCAAGAGCCGCGCGUGCAUUCAGCCAGUCCAUAGGAAAGCAUUCUCAAUGCUUUUCUAUGGACUCUGUCGUCUUCUCACUGUGAAAAUCACAGUGAGAAGCGCCUCUAGCAGCUGUCAAUGAGACAGCCACUAGAGGCUGGAUUAACUCAUAGGUAAACAUAGCAGUUUCUCUGAAACUGCUAUGUUUACAGCAAAAGGGGUUAAACCUAGAUGGACCUGGCACCCAGACCACUUAAUUAAGCUGAAGUUGUCUGGGUGCCUAUAGUGGUCCUUUAAGGUUCCCCCUCACCCUUUUGUCACUGCUGCUCAAGGGUGAGGGCAGGGGUGUGAACAAUAGGCCCCCACCCGCUGUUCAUAGGUGGGGACCGGGGGAGGGAGGCAGUAGGUUUUGUCACUAAGGGCCCCCAACCGCUGCUCAUGGGUGGGGUGGGUGGGCAGACAAUAGGUCCCCCCUUUUGUCACUGAUGGGCCCCCAGCCACCGUUUAUGGGUGGGGAUCAGAGGGGGGAGACAAUAGGACCCCCACCUGCCACUGAUGGAUUGGAGCUGGGGGGGGGGGGCAAUAUGUUGCCCUUUUGCUGCAAUAUGUUGCCCUUUUUGUCACUUAGGGCCCCCCAACCGCUGUUUAUGGGUUAGGGCUGGAGGAGGACAUUUGAAUAGGUGCCAUGGGGCACUUUAUUGGAGUAUACUAACUUAGUGUUAGUAAAGUAGGCUGAAAGACCAUUUUUUUUUUUCUCAUUGUUUUAGGACAAAAUUCUAUAUGACAGGACAUUCGAACGGCAAAUGAAGCAACGCGAUAUCACGGAGAAGAGGUGAGUAUUGUGAGGAAAAAAAUUUGACCACAGGAAAUGACUUAAGCUACUCCUUGGGUCAAAGAUGGUCAAUCAUUGGAAAAAUACAGAAGACAAAGUAGUCCGUAUUUUUAAAGAAAACUAAAUCAGAUUAAAAAAAUAAAAAGAAACAGAUCCUGAGAGAGGGAGAGAAGAGGAAGCGAUUGGGGAAAGGUAAGUUCAGCAUGACUGUGCUGCUAUAAAGUGGGUCUGUAACCCCCAUAUCAAAAAUAAGAGAUUCCUUGUUCCAUGAGCACUUCUAAAAGCAGUAGUGGUCAUGGAGGUCGGAGUAACCAUUUAAUCAUCUGUGUAGAUUUUCCUAUACUUGACAAACUAAAAUUCUAAAGGACAUACAUAGCUGCAGUUUUUAAUAUACAUCAUUACAUUACUUGAAUGUCAUUUCCUCAGCCAGGUCAAGGUUUAAAUCCCACUUUGCACAGUGUGACGAAUUACUAUGAAUUAUGGGUACACACUUCCGUGCUGCAUCCAUGAUUCAAUACUUUUUUUUGUCUUUUUGCUAGUGACGUAAUAUUGAAAGUUUUAACAAUAUAUCGGGAUUAGUUUAACUACACUUGCAGAAACAUACCUUCCUAAUGGCGUGGUUUGGGGGUUUAUACAGAUUAUUUAAAGCCUCCUGUGCUAAAAAAUAUGAAUAACUCAGUCCCGAGUUUCAAUAAAUUACAAAAAUCCCUUUUCUGAAAAAUGUGCUGUUUACUACAGUUUGUUUUUGUGUGCUUACAAGCAAAGUAGCCCCUAUUUUUCAGAAAAACCUAUUAUGAACCUAUUAUGAAAAAACCUCCGAAGUCACAGUAUUUUAAAAAUAAGCCUAAACCUGUUUUUAUAUGAACUUGCUUACUCUUUCUUUAACCUUCAGUUUCAGCUUGCACAGCUGUCUUUUUAUUUUUAAAGAUUUGUAAAUAACAUUUUAUUGCCUGUACUUUGGAACUAACACCUAAACGUAUAUACCUGUACUAUGUUAGUAUAUUUUGUCUCUAUUUUUAUUUUUUAUUUUUUGCAUUUACAACUUACCAGAACAAUAAAUUCAGAUACAUCUUGUAUUCAGAAUCAAAGACAAUAUAAUCCUCUCAGGCUGACAUUGAGCACUUUAGGAAGUGUGGUUAGGACUGCAUAAUCAGAAACAGAAGAGACGUGAGCAGUCAACGUUGAUAUGUUAAUUGGAGUAUCUCUUUACAUUAAAGAGUUAUUCCAAACAAAAACGGUGCUUUCAUAAAACACUUUUUUUGGUUAGUUACUCCUGCAGUGCUAGUCCAUCACCCCGACCCAAAAAAAAAAAAAAUGAAAUAAAACAAAAACGUUGCUUUCCAGAACCGUUCCAAGUUCUCCUUUCAUCAUGAUCCUCCUCCAGUGUUGUUGUGGAGGUAUAUCGGGAAGGGGAGAAAAUGGGCAAAAGAGAGGGGCACUGCUGCUAUUGGAAGCCUGUCAGACGUCAAAUGUGCACAGAAUUGACAUUAGCUGGCCCGGGCCUAUUGUUCCGGACUGACUAAUGACACAGCCAGAGCAAAAUGCUGCACGUUCACACUACCGGCACCAUGACCACUCUAAUGGGCAGUGUUUGGAGCAGCCUUUUAAGAAAGCAAAACAUACAUUAGAUUUAGCCCUGGGCAAAGCUCCUUACUCCACUCUCCAUUCCCUGUCUGAAAUCACUCCUUUCCAAUCGAUGUCCCAUCAAAUGCUUCUUACAGAGUGCUGGGUGCUCACAGCACCAAUAAUCACAAACGCAGGACAGUUUUUGGACUUGCAAGCAUUCAUUCCCAGAGAACAGAACCUGCAAGCUUCCCUAUGUCAACACUGACAUUCCCUCUCAUAAUGGUAUGAGUUGGUAUUGGACCAGUAAUCCCUGGCUCUUUGACUGACAGGGCAUGUAGGUGAAGCAAUAAGCCACAUUUUAAAGAUCUAUUUUGGCAAAUUAAUCAUAUGCAACGUAACAUUACAGGGACAUUACCCUUGCACCAUAACUACCGCAAUAAGCUGAAUUGGUUAUUGUGAUUAUAGGGUCCUUUUUAAGUUAUUGGGGGCAUUUACUCUGAUCAGCCACAACAUUAAAACCACUGACAGGUGAAGUGAAUAACAUUGAUUAUAUUGUUACAAUGGCACCUGUCAAUGGGUAGUAUAUAUUGGGCAGCAAAUGAACAGUCAGUUCUUGAAUUUAAUGUGUUGAAAGUAGAAAUAAACGGGGCAAGCAAAAAGAUCUGAGUGACUUUGACAAGGGCCAAAUAGUGAUUGCUAGACAACUGGGUCAGUGCAUCUCCAAAAACACCAAGUCUUGUGGGGUGUUCACUUUAUUCAGUGCUUAGUACCCAUCAAAUGUUGUGCAAGAAAGUACAACAGGUAAACCGGCAUCAGGGUCUUGGGUGCCCAAGGCUCAUUGAUGCAAGUGAGGGGCGAAGGCUGGCGCAUCUGGUCCAAUCACACAGAAGAGCUACUGUGCUCAAAUUGCUGAAAAACAUAAUGCCAGGAUAGAAAGGUGUUAGAACACACUGUGCAUCACAGUUUCCUGCGUAUGGGGCUGCAUAGCAUGCUCAUGAUGACCCCUGUCCCCCGGCAAAUGCACCUUUGAUUUUCUAUUCCUGACUUUAAAGGGACACUAUAGUCACCAGUACAAUGUACAAUGUAGUUGUUCUGGUGAGCAUAAUCAUUGUCUUCAGGCAUUUUCAUGCAAACACUGCCUUUUCAGAGAAACAUUUCCCCUAGGGACACCUCCAGGUGGCCACUCCUCAGAUAGCCACUGGAGGUGCAUCCUGGGGCAGUACUGUAUAGUAGGCAUCACUGCCAUUCAGCUUCUCAAUGAACCUCUAUGAGGAGGUGCUGAUUGCCCAAAACAGUGUUUGGCCCCGCCCCAUCCCACCUACUUGCUGAUUUCAGCCAAUCCCAUGCUUUCCAUAUGGGAAAGCAUUGGAUUGACUAAAAAUGGAAAUUCUGAUCAUGUCACCAAGGAGGUGAAUCGGGGGCGGGGCUAGCGGUUUUUUUUUUGCUUGCUUUUGAAGCGGUUAUUGUUGUACGUAUCUUGUACCCCUCAAUCCAAUGUCACUAUCCCUAGCGGUCUGUGAGUUUACAGUGUUGUAACACUCACCACUCAGUCCUGCCAAGUAGGGCAAUCCUCAGCGAUGAUGCAAACAUGUUGGCUUCACUGCAGACACUAUACUGCAGCUGCAAAUGCAGGCCUCCCAAACAUCAGCUUCUGUCCCGCAUUCCUGAUUUACUUCCUUGGUGUCCCACUUUAGUCCUCAACACAGUGUGAGCACAUCACUAGACACAUCAUGUUCAGGGAACCAGGACCUUGCAUAGACCUCUGAAACAGUGCUCCUGGCAUGUUCCACCCUGCAUGCCUUCACACCAGGCUGACCUGCCAGUUAAUAGGGUGGACCUGCCCCUUUUCCUCCAACACAGCUGACAUCAGUGAUUAUGAUCUCAGUGUAUGCAAUGAUUGGAGGUUACUGCACAUGUGUACUUAUUGCCCCUUUGUGCCAAUCAGCACAUGAAGACGUCAAACAUCGGUCCUGCAAAGAUUGCAGUACCACAACAGGAAGUGCCUCUAAUGGAAGCCUGUCUAGAGGCAUCACUAUUGCCUGUGUGGCAGAGUUUCAGAUGAUCUCUAGAAUGUGAGCUUGAUAUAUAUGCAUAAUCUUUACUAUACUUGUCAGCCAUAACAUUGCUUUGGUGUUCUGCUUUAUCCUUUUAUAUAUCACCACCAUGAAAAAAAUGCCAAACUUCUAUCCAGUUGAACUUCUCUUUGAAAUCUCUAUCUAUUAAACCUGUUCCAUUACGAAUACCAUGCCUACAUGCAGAGGAGGCAAAAUAAUGUCAGGAGGAUUUUCCAUACUUAUUUAUGUGUUUUAGGAUGUAACCCUAAGAAUUUCUAUGUAUCAAUUAUAAGCUAAUUAUAAAAUUUGAUUUAAAGUAUGAUGUGACGGAGAGCGUACAUCAGUGUGGUUACAAUAACUGAAGCAGAAUACAGUCCGUUUCCCCCCAGGCAGAAUGGCAAUGCUUUUUUAGGCACAGUGACAACCUCAUUGCUAUUGUCAAUAUUUGUGUGUGUAAACACAAUUUUGUAGCUCGCACACUUUAUUUCCACUUAGUUUCUGUGGUUACUAAAAACAAGAUCUGAAAUGUGUCAUAAUUAACUCCUUAAUGGCCAAUGACAGAAUUAUUAUUUUUUAACAAACUAGUUUGUAAAGGUCCUACAUCCUGUUGGGGCAGAACAUCUAAACUGCCUUGUGGGUCUUUAAGGACUAGAAUGUGAGGUUAGCGUUAAAUAUGGUGCUUAAGAGGGUUAGCCUGUAAGUAACCAAAUAAACUAUCCUUUUAAUGAAAUUCUUCUUUUAAAUAAUGUUUCAGGAAACUGAACAGAGAAUUUCCAAGUGCUCUUGUGUUUAGCACAGAUGACUUUUUCAUUAUGGACGAUGGAACAUACCUGUAUGACCAUGACUUAUUGCCUGAAGCACACAGGUGGAAUCAGAAACGAGGUGAUUUUCCCGACUUAUAACGUAUAACUUUCCCAACUAACCUUUUCUUGUGUGUAGUGUAGCUGUUCAACUUCCUUUCAAUACAGUGCCUUUGUAUGACAGGCAACAAGUCUAGAACACAAAUACAAUAUAGCAUUGGAAAUUAUUUAAUCUCCCCCUCUAUAAGACAACUAGUCAAAUAAUAAUAUGAAUAUUAUAAAGGAUUUUAAAAUCCUGCAUUAUUAUAGGCGUGUGACUGCACUCAGGUAGACUCCAGUUCUCUAAUUAGGGUAAGGCAGAUUCAGGAAUUUCAUAGCAAUUGGGGGUUGGAUAUUUGCGCACUUUGUGUGACAACAUGGAAGUAUCUAUGGGGUUGUAUACUAGUGUGGGUUGUGAAUACAUAUAUAAAGCAGUGUGUCUGUACACGUAUCUAUGGGGUUGUGAAUAUACAUAUAAAGCAGUGUGUCUGUACACGUAUCUAUGUGAAUACAUAUAUAAAGCAGUGUGUCUGCACACAUAUCCAUGGGGUUGUGAAUACAUAUGUAAAGCAGUGUGUCUGUACACGUAUCUAUGGGGGUGUGAAUACAUAUAUAAAGCAGUGUGUCUGUACACGUAUCUAUGGGGGUGUGAAUACAUAUAUAAAGCAGUGUGUCUGUACACGUAUCUAUGGGGUUGUGAAUAUACAUAUAAAGCAGUGUGUCUGUACACGUAUCUAUGUGGCAGUGUGUCUGCACACAUAUCCAUGGGGUUGUGAAUACAUAUGUAAAGCAGUGUGUCUGUACACGUAUCUAUGGGGGUGUGAAUACAUAUAUAAAGCAGUGUGUCUGUACACGUAUCUAUGGGGGUGUGAAUACAUAUAUAAAGCAGUGUGUCUGUACACGUAUCUAUGGGGGUGUGAAUACAUAUAUAAAGCAGUGUGUCUGUACACGUAUCUAUGGGGUUGUGAAUAUACAUAUAAAGCAGUGUGUCUGUACACGUAUCUAUGGGGGUGUGAAUACAUAUAUAAAGCAGUGUGUCUGUACACGUAUCUAUGGGGUUGUGAAUACAUAUAUAAAGCAGUGUGUCUGCACACAUAUCCAUGGGGUUGUAAAUACAUAUAUAAAGCAGUGUGUCUGUACACGUAUCUAUGGGGUUGUGAAUACAUAUAUAAAGCAGUGUGUCUGCACACAUAUCCAUGGGGUUGUGAAUACAUAUGUAAAGCAGUGUGUCUGUACACGUAUCUAUGGGGGUUGUGAAUACAUAUAUAAAGCAGUGUGUCUGUACACGUAUCUAUGGGGUUGUGAAUACAUAUGUAAAGCAGUGUGUCUGCACACAUAUCCAUGGGGUUGUAAAUACAUAUAUAAAGCAGUGUGUCUGUACACGUAUCUAUGGGGUUGUGAAUACAUAUAUAAAGCAGUGUGUCUGCACACAUAUCCAUGGGGUUGUGAAUACAUAUGUAAAGCAGUGUGUCUGUACACGUAUCUAUGGGGGUGUGAAUACAUAUAUAAAGCAGUGUGUCUGUACACGUAUCUAUGGGGUUGUGAAUACAUAUAUAAAGCAGUGUGUCUGCACACAUAUCCAUGGGGUUGUAAAUACAUAUAUAAAGCAGUGUGUCUGUACACGUAUCUAUGGGGUUGUGAAUACAUAUAUAAAGCAGUGUGUCUGCACACAUAUCCAUGGGGUUGUGAAUACAUAUGUAAAGCAGUGUGUCUGUACACGUAUCUAUGGGGGUUGUGAAUACAUAUAUAAAGCAGUGUGUCUGUACACGUAUCUAUGGGGUUGUGAAUACAUAUGUAAAGCAGUGUGUCUGUACACGUAUCUAUGGGGUUGUGAAUACAUAUAUAAAGCAGUGUGUCUGCACACAUAUCCAUGGGGUUGUGAAUACAUAUGUAAAGCAGUGUGUCUGUACACGUAUCUAUGGGGGUUGUGAAUACAUAUAUAAAGCAGUGUGUCUGUACACGUAUCUAUGGGGUUGUGAAUACAUAUGUAAAGCAGUGUGUCUGUACACGUAUCUAUGGGGGUUGUGAAUACAUAUAUAAAGCAGUGUGUCUGUACACGUAUCUAUGGGGUUGUGAAUACAUAUGUAAAGCAGUGUGUCUGUACACGUAUCUAUGGGGGUGUGAAUACAUAUAUAAAGCAGUGUGUCUGUACACGUAUCUAUGGGGUUGUGAAUAUACAUAUAAAGCAGUGUGUCUGUACACGUAUCUAUGGGGGUGUGAAUACAUAUAUAAAGCAGUGUGUCUGUACACGUAUCUAUGGGGUUGUGAAUACAUAUGUAAAGCAGCGUGUCUGUACAUGUAUACAGUAAAGACUGAAUUAUGGGAAAAUUAAUAAUAGAAUAAACAAAUAGAUGAACUCCAAGAUAGCAUGAUUUUUGAUUAAGUGUCAAUCAAACUGUGCUCUCUCUCCAUAUAAUAUAUAUAUAUAUAUAUAUUUAUUUUUUGGAGGCAAUAUAUACAGUUCAGUUUAUCACAUCACCCAACAUACAGUACAGGACCAAAUUAGAUGAUCCAAAUCUUUAAAGGAACACUAAGUGUUAGUGAUACAAACAUGUUUAGGUCCCUGUUCCCCCUCUUAUCUGUGUGUGUACAACAAUCAUUUAUUCCAAUACAACCUAUUUAGGAAAUGAGAAGGCACACUUAAAAUCAAUAUGGUUCUCCAUGUACUUAAGAUAAAAAAAUUCUGUAAACUGUGUCGAGCAGCAAAACAGACAAUUUUACAAAAACUUAUUCCUGACCCUAUAGUGUUAAAAACACAUGUAGGGUCCCUGCUGCCCCCUUAAAUAACAAAACUAACCUUAUUUCUAAGCACCUCGUGAGUCUGCCGACCCUGGCCCCGCCCCCGGUUUACCUUGUCAUCAGAAUUGAUGAGCUCAGCCAAUCACAACGCUUUCCCAUAAGAAAGCAUUGGAUUGCUGAGAACGGAGGAAUAGAAACAUUUAGUGCCUCCUCUUCUCUGUAUGCUGACAGCCAGGUGUAAAUCACAGCUCUUACUAAAGAUUGAUAGGGAGCCAAGACGGAGGUGCCUAGUUGCAGAAUAAAGAGGUGUGGAUUUCUUCAGUUAUUUUUCAUUUUCACACCUCAUUAAUACAUAUUUGUUAAAUAUAAGUAUAUGUAACUAUAUUAAUAACCACAGGAAAUGUAAAUAUGAGCUGCUCGGCGAAUUCUCCUUUGCAGCUCACCGUGUAGCGAUCUUCUGUUCACCGGGAAAAACAUAUGGAGAGGUUGCGGUUCGCGAACUGGCUCGAAUGAGUGACCCUUGGGCUGUUGGAGAUAGUCUAUUCUCCUUGCAGUUUGUGUCACCGGGGGAGGGUGGGAGUAAGCGUUGUAUUUCGACAUUUUAAUGGGAAAGGAGAGUGGGAUGUGUUGGUAGAAUGGAGGUGACGUGAGUGGGGGGCAAGGGGGAGAGAGGGGAGUGGUAACAAAUCUCUCUCUAUAUAUAUACAUAUUGCCAAUGGCCCAGUCCUCCCCUAAGUGCUUACCUGUGUUGCUGCUAGUUCCCUUUCUUGCCUGACUUAUCGAAACCUGUUUUGGCACAGAAAUCACAAAGACAACAUUUUCUCUAUUAACAGCACGUAAAGCAAUGAACAAAGGAAAGACACCUAUUAUUAUAGAUAAUACCAAUAUUCAAGCAUGGGAAAUGAAGCCAUACGCAGUCAUGGUAAGUUUUAGUAAAAAUAAACAAGUUUGUAUUAUACUUUGUGUUAAAAAAGUGAGGUAUUUUGGGGGGCAGUCUUGUCAUUACCACCUUUCACAUAUAUUGGAAUACCAUUGUUAAAGUAAGGCCUUCUCAUAGAGAAGAAGUACUUCAUCAAAGUAGAAAUACAUUUAAUAGCACCACGGGAGACUGUUUGCCAUCAACAAACCAAUUUGGUAUGAAUGUACUACCAACAAUACAGAGCGGAGUGAUACACCAGGCACUACACUAUUAUCCAGGCCUUAACACUUACUAGCCACCGCAAUCCUGGAGGAGAAAUAGCAUACUCUCCGUGGGUGAAUUUUUACUGACCUGACCUAAAAUCCAGCAUAAAUGUCACCACUUUCAUUCCGUAGAGUUAGAGAAGUAGCCCAGGCACUCCAGGAUGACAAUCUGGCAGGUUUAAUGAAGAUCAGUGCAGAUUUACAAGAAUCAGCAGCAUUGUUUCAACCUACAAAUUAGGUCUUUGUCUACAGCAGGCAAAUUGCACAGACAACAGCAAUGUGCUAUUUCGUGAGGCUGUAGCACAGGGAAAGGCAGCCUUUGGCACUCCGGAUGUUGAUGACCAGAUCUCCCCUGAUGCUUUGCCAGCAUCAUAGCUGUAAGAGCAUUAUGGGAGAUGUAGUCCACAACAUCUGGAGUGCGGAAGGUUGCCUACCCCUGCUAUAACAUAUACAUUCUAUGCACACUGUAUUGUAGGGAUUUUCACACAUUAAUUCACAUUUUACAUUUAUGUAAGUUUAUCUGUAAAUGCAGAGGACUUAUUAAAAAAAAAUUAUAUUCUGGAUAUUUGGAUGAUUACAGAGAGUCAAAAUUAUUAUAUAUUAUAAAUGUGAUUUUGUCCUGCUGAUCAAAACAUUCGCUAUCUCUCAGAAUUUUUCAGAAACUACUAGAUCAUAACUACUCCUCUAUAGCGUUCCAAUAUUUCCACAAAGGAUAAAAGUAAUCGUAUACCUGUAAAUAUGCUGUCUUUUUUAUGUGUCCAAGGGCUGGCACAGUUUUGUAGUAUAAAACAAAAUGUCUAAAUGAAGAUGUUCAUACAAUUUUUGUUUGCCUUUAAAAUAGGCACUUGAACACGAAUAUCAAGUUUUAUUCCGUGAGCCUGAAACAAGUUGGAAGUUCAAUGUAAGAGAAUUGACAAGGUAAGUAGUGGAUCAAACUCAAUUGCCUAGCUUACAUGGUUGCUUUUGCUAAGAUUUUAUGAUAAGAAAUCUGCUGUUUUCUUUCACAGUCUUUAAAAAAAAGAAAGUAUGUUUCAAGUCUAAGCUGUGUCUCAAUAUGCCACAUUUUUAAGGGGAAACAUGAAGCAUGAGGGGCCCUUAUAGGGCAUUGGGGCUUGGACUGCCUCUGUUUGUGCCUUUUAGGUGGAGAUAAAAUGAAAAAAUUAAAUUAUAAAAUAUCUGUUCGAAGAACAAAGGCAGUGUACCAUCUGUCACAGGAUCCAGUCUUAGAUUAUUGUCAAGAUGCAAUAUCUUUGGAGGCACUCCCGAGAUCCUUCAUAGAUGUCAGUGUUGUACUCUUGCAUUUGCAAUAAUCUGCAAAGACCUCAGACGGUGACAGAGCCGCUUUAAAUAUGCUCUCUGUAUAAUAUUCCCAUGAUGCUUAGUUGGCCACGCCAAGAAAAAAAUAAAAAUCUACAUUUCCAAGUUCAAUGAACUAUAAUAGUAUAUACAUUUUGUUUUCUUUGGCGGUUUAGAAGGAAUAGCCAUGGCGUUCCAAGAGAAAAGAUUCAGCGCAUGAAAGAAGUGUACGACCACAGUGUUACUUUUCACACAGUUCUACAUUCCGAGAAGCCAAGCCGGAACAAUAGAUAAGUCUGAGAGGGAUUCGUGUGAGCUCUUCCCAAGUCAGGACCAAAACACAGCUUUUUCAUAUGAUGCUAUUUUAUAUACACAGGUGUACACAGAUACCUGGAGCUUAGAAGCAGGAACACACUAGGACAGGGGUACGCAACCUUCAGCACUCCAAAUAUUGUGGAACGCAUCUCCCCUGAUGCUUUGCCAGCAUCCUGGCUGUAAGAGCAUUAUGGGAAAUGUAGUCCACAAAAUCUGCAGUGCUGAAGGUUGCCAACCCUUGAUCUAGGACCACAAUAAGUUUCAUGUAUCAAAAUCCAUUGUACAUUUCAUGAGGGUUACAUUUACAGAGGUUUUACUUCACUAAUACAGACUUGCUUUUAGCCAAUUUAGCCUGCGUCUUUUGCAUCUCAAACUGCAAACUUAGUAUUGCCACCAGGUUUACAUUAGACCAACAUAUUUGUUAAAAAGUAGUCAGUUGUUAUAGACCACUGCUGGCUAAUAUGUUAGUCUUAUUAUUUAUGUAAUUAAAUGUUUUUUAAACUGGAACUGAUAUGCAAAGCCAGUGUGGUACUGUGGUUACUACUAGAGAAAAUUCCAAGCAUUCAUAUGUGCAUAUAGAUGCCUGAGCAUGCAUGUGCGUGACCACAGCAUCAUGGGAUGGCGAAGAUGCCACAACAUGGAGGUGCAGUGGAAGUUUUUUUGUUUUUUUUUACUUCUGCUGCAUUUAACUCCAGUAAACACUCAUAUUGCUUAAUAGGGUAAAGGAACAAGGAAUUGUCAGCUCCUAAUUAAAUUAAUGCAUGUACAUACAUCUCUACUGAAGGAAUGCAUAAGCGCACAUGCACUUUUUGCACUGUAUCUGCUUCUUUGGAUGGAGAGCACCCGAGGCUCUGUGGCUUGGCUGUAGAAGCACUUGAGAUAACUAGGUUUCGUUUUACCUUCAAUGCAUUCUUAAUCCUUAAAACCCACCCUAGACCCCUAAAGCACAUUAGCUUGCAAAAAUGCAUGAAGUGUGUCAUUGUUUUUUAAUUUUCAAAGAGUGCAGAUUGCAAUACAAAUCACACUUUUAUAAAUAACCCUGUUACACUUCAUGGUUGCUUAGUUUAGUGGAGCUAAACUCAAGUGGCAGGUAGUUUUGCAGAGCAUCUGCCUUGUAAAGACUUCUCAUUGAGCUGCAAUGGGAAGUCUGUGAUUGGAUACACAGAAAAUCUGGGCUAGGGAAGACAGGGAAGGUCUGCAAAAGCUUCAGACAGAUCUGCAGCUUUUGCAAGCCCUCCCCAUCUAAUCCCGCCCAGACUUUCUGUGGCUGCCCAAUAACAGACUUUCCAGUGCAGCUCAAAGAGACGUCUUUGCAAGUCUGGUACUCUGGGCAAUUGUUGCCUCUUGGGUGUAGCUCCACUUACCCAACCAAACCAGAAGUAAGAGGACCUGUUGUCUGAUUGACAGACAUGGGGAUAUAACAAUGUUAAUUUAAAAACAUGUAAUUUCUAUAGCAAUCUGCACUUUUUGUAAAAUGAAAAAAGACACUCUUUGCACAUAAACCACUUGAGCAAGCUAAAGUGCAUUAGGUGUCUGGAGGGUCCCUCUAAGUCUACUGGUGUUGAACCAAUCAAUUCCAAACUAAAAAAAAAUGAACAUCCAGUGUUCAAUUUUAUUUCAGAGAUCCCUCAUACAAGCAACAUAUGUACUCUACACUGAACCUUUGUCAAGUUAUCAUGAUUAUCUUAUAAGUUUUCCAAUUUGGACCAUUAGUCAGUUUUGCAAACGGGAGUUGCUUCACCCCCUCAAAUAAGGUCUGGUGAGUGCUGGUGAAUCUUCAGACAAGUGACAGUUCCGCUUUAAAUAUAGUCAUUACCAUUUGCUAGAGAAGUGACUAGCAAAUGUACAGGUUAAAUGCUAUACCUACGUAAGGCAUGCUUCCAUGUGGGUGCUGGGCCAGAGGGCACCUCCCUGCACUUACAUUAUUAAGGGUAGCAGCAUACAGGUGAUACUCGAAAAAUUAGAAUAUCGUGCAAAAGUUCAUUUAUUUCAGUAAUGCAACGUAAAAGGGGAAACUAAUAUAUGAGAUAGAUGCAUUACAUGCAAAGCAAGAUAGUUCAAGCCGUGAUUUGUCAUAAGUGCGAUGAUUAUGGCUUACAGCUCAUGAAAACCCCAAAUCCACAAUCUCAGUAAAUUAGAAUAUUACAUGUAAUCAAUAAAACAAGGAGUGUACAUAGAACAAUAUCGGACUUCUGAAAAGUAUAAGCAUGCAUAUGGACUCAGUACUUGGUUUGGGCCACUUUUGCAGCAAUUACUGCCUCAAUGCGGCAUGGCAUGGAAGCUAUCAGCGUGUGGCACUGGUGAGGUGUUAUGGAAGACCGGGAUGCUUCAAUAGCGGCCUUCAGCUCUUCUGCAUUGUUCGGUCUCAUGUCUCUAAUCUUUCUCUUGGCAAUGCCAAGGCGAGUUUGCUGGCCAAUCAAGCACAGUAAUACCAUGUUCAUUGAACCAGGCUUUGGUCCUUUUGGCAGUGUGGGCAGGUGCCAAAUCCUGCUGGAAAAUGAAGUCAGCAUCCCCAUAAAGCUCGUCUGCGGAAGGAAGCAUGACGUACUCCAAAAUCUCCUGGUAGACUGCUGCGUUGACCCUGGACUUAAUGAAGCACAGUGGACCAACACCAGCAGAUGACAUGGCUCCCCAAAUCAACACAGACUGGGUAAACUUCACACUGGACUUCAAGCAUCUUGCAGUGUGUGCCUCUCCAUUCUUCCUCCAGACUCUGGGUCCUUGGUUUCCAAAUGAGAUGCAAAAGUUGCUCUCAUCAGAAAAGAGGACUUUGGACCACUGAGCAACAGAUCAGGUCUGUUUUUCCUUUAGCCCAGGUAAGACGCUUCUGACGUUGUUUGUUGUUCAGGAGCGGCUUGACAAGAGGAAUACGACAUCUGAAGCCCAUGUCCAGGCUCUUGAUGCACUGACUCCCAGCCUCAGUCCACUCCUUGUGAAAGCCCCCAACUCUUUUGAAUGGCCUUUUCCUAACAAUAGUCUCCAGGCUGUGGUCAUCUCUGCUGCUUGUGCACCUUUUUCUUCCACACUUUCCCCUUCCACAUUACUUUCUAUUAAUGUGCUUUGAUACAGCACUUUGGGAACAUCCAACUUCCUUCGCAAUUACCUUUUGAGGCUUUCCCUCCUUAUGGAGGGUGUCAAUUAUGGUUUUCUGCACAACUGUCAGGUCAGCAGUCUUCCCCAUGAUUGUGAUUCCUACUGAACCAGACUGAGAGACCAUUUAAAGGCUCAGAAACCCUUUGCAGGUGUUAUGGCUUACUUAGCUGAUUAGAGUGGGACACUGUGAGCCUAGAAUAUUGCACCUUUUCACAAUAUUCUAAUUUACUGAGAUUGUGGAUUUGGGGUUUUCAUGAGCUGUAAGCCAUAAUCAUUGCACUUAUGACAAAUCAUGGCUUGAACUAUCUUGCUUUGCAUGUAAUGCAUCUAUAUUAGUUUCCCCUUUUACGUUGCAUUACUGAAAUAAAUGAACUUUCGCACAAUAUUCUAAUUUUUCGAGUAUCACCUGUAUAUUGUUAUAAGCAGUGUGAGAUUCUGGUCUGAACGCUGUGUGAGCACAAAUGAUUGCAUGUCUGUGGUGACCUAAUUUUGAUGUUAUGCCUCUAUGAGAUUGGCAUAGAGGUGCUGGAUAAAAUGUUUAAUCUGAACAUAACAUUCAUUGAUACAUUUGCAUGGACAUCAUUUUUAACUAUUGCCAUUGUGCUAUACUUUUAUGGCUAUGCACUUAUACAAAAUUCCAAUGUCACUUUCUUUUAUAGACAAAACUACUAAAUGUGUAUAUAUUGCUUUAUAAUUUUUAAACUUUUACCUAUAGAUUUGUUUUAUAUGAAUACGGUUUCAAUGUUAUGUAUGAAGAGUUAGACAUUUCGAGGUGUUGAUAUUUUGCACUGUAUAAAUAAUAAGAUUUAGCUAUAUUUUAUAUGAAUGUCAGCUUUGUUUACCUGGUUAUAAAGACCUUGAUCCUUUUAUUCUAUUUGUAAUAAACGAUGGAUGAAAAUGCUAAUUUCCACUUCACAAGAACAGCUUGUCAGCUCAUGUAACAAAACAGCUGUUAUCCCUUGCUUUAUAUUCAAUUAUAGAGAAAGAGUGUGUGUGUCUCUCUCCCCAAACUGCUAUAUCUAUUGGUAUAAUCAUCAGUAAUCAGGGCAGGUGCUGUGUUCCAGGUGUCGCAGAUUUCCGUGAAAUUUUAGGAGUACGGUUGUCUAUGCCCACAUAGAUAAACAUUUACUUUUUGUUGUUUACCUAAUCCCUUGUUGUAUUUACCAGGAAUAAAGCGAACCAGUUAAAUUGUUAGUGGUAUAAUUCCAAAUAUUUACAAUUUUUUAUUAAACUUUACAUAUUAACAUAUUUGAACAUUUUAUAUUAACCAUUCGUUCUAUAAUCUUCGUUUUCUUUUCCUCUGCAGUUUUUUUUUGCCUAAUAAAAGCGCAUCUUUCUCCACAGUCUGACUGAGAUUGUUCAUUUCAGGACUGACACUUUGUAACAUGUCGGCUGUUUCUGCUUGUGAAGUAUGUGUUGGGGAAUCUUGUCCUGGUUUGUGGCCAUUUUCAGACGCACUUAAACGAGUGUCUGCUUUUUCGUCUCCUAUACCUGAAACAAGGGCUUGUGUAUCUAUCAGAGCAAGUUCUUCAUCUGCAAUAAACCCUUCUGUGUCUGUCGAGCUUUUAAUGUCUCUAGGUGUGCUUUUGGAACGGUUUUCAUUGUGCCCCGUUACUUGUGUGCUUUCUUUCUGAGCACUGCUGCUCCGCGGAGGGCGAAAUGCUCUCUGUAAGCGUGGGGAUACAAGCGACCGGAUUGGAGUCACUGGUGGAGGGGAAGGUACCCGACUAAGGAAAUCCAAACCUCUGAGCUGUUUGCACGCCUUUGGGUCAGUUUCAAGUCUACAGGCAGUAAGAGGAGGCUUCACGUCAGGGGUAGG